GAUGUACCAAAUACUGGUAUCAAAAAGCAAUUUUGUUUGUGCUCAUUUCAUCAUUUCAUACUAGAUGACACUGUCAGCAUUACUGUCGAAACGUUUGCUUCAUCGUGCAAUAAUGUCAUAAAUACUUUAAUAUUUACAUAAUACUUAACAGCAUGUAUUGAAAAAUUAUACUGCAUUAUGCAAUGAUAAUGUACAUAGAUAAUUAAAGUUGAAUGUAUCUUAAAUGUACAAACAUAUUGUAUCGUAAACUGUACAGGUUAUCUAACAGCAAAAUGAGUUAUAAAAGUAUUAGAUUAUUUUCAAAUUACAAAAAAGGACUUCUUCACUUAGUAAGGAAUGCUUCAUCUAGCAAUGAUCAGUAUAAAUUUGAUGUAAUUGUUGUUGGUGGUGGUCAUGCUGGAACAGAAGCUUGUGCUGCUGCAGCCAGGAUGGGUGCAAAGACAUUACUAGUAACCCAUAAAAAGAGUACAGUAGGGGAAAUGUCAUGUAAUCCAUCCUUUGGUGGAAUUGGUAAGGGUAAUCUCAUGAGAGAAAUUGAUGCCUUAGAUGGGGUUUGUUGUCGUAUAUGUGACAUUUCUGGUAUUCAUUACAAAGUAUUGAAUAAAAAAAAAGGGCCAGCUGUAUGGGGUUACAGAGCACAAAUAGAUCGUGAUUUAUACAAAAAACAUCUUCAGGCAGAACUGUUUAAUACACCUGGGCUACACAUAUGCGAAUCUUCUGUUGAAGAUUUAAUUAUACAAGGAGAUUCUCCAAAUUGUUGUGGAAUAAUUCUUAGAGAUGGAACAAAAGUAUAUAGUGAUGCAGUUGUUAUAACAACUGGUACCUUCUUAAAGGGUCAAAUCAACAUUGGUCUAGAAAAACGACCUGCCGGUAGAUUAGGCGAUGAACCUAGCAUCGAACUAGCUAACACAUUGGAAAGGAUUGGAUUUAAACUGGGAAGAUUAAAAACUGGUACUCCACCACGAAUAGAAAAAUCUACCAUAGAUUUCUCUAAAUGCAUACUAGCACUUCCUGACGAAAUAUCAACACCUUUUUCAUUUAUGAAUGAAACGGUGUGGUUGCCGGUAGAAAAACAGUUAAACUGUCACAUGACAUUUACCAACGAGAAGGUGGCAAAGAUCAUAAGAGACAACAUGCAUUGUAAUUUACACGUUACAGAAGAGAUAUCGGGCCCACGAUAUUGCCCUAGCAUAGAAAGUAAGGUGCUAAAAUUUUCAGCGAUUCAACAUCAAAUUUGGUUAGAACCCGAAGGAAUCGAUUCGCCUAUAACCUACCCUAGUGGAUUAUCUUGUACGCUGCCAGCAGAAAAGCAAGAAGAGCUUAUCAAGUGUAUUCCAGGAUUAGAAAACGCUAGGAUGUUGAGACCGGGUUAUGGGGUCGAGUACGAUUAUAUAGAUCCAAGAGAAUUGACAAAUAGAUUGGAAACGAAGAAGAUUCCAGGAUUAUUUCUGGCUGGACAGAUAAAUGGUACAACCGGAUACGAAGAAGCAGCUGCUCAAGGAAUUGUAGCUGGUGCUAAUGCAGCAGCCAAGGUGCUCAAUAAAACACCGUUGAUCAUAAGUCGAACAGAGGGUUACAUCGGCGUCCUCAUCGAUGACCUAACUGUCCUAGGUGCAAGCGAGCCGUACAGGAUGUUCACCAGUCGUGCAGAGUUCCGCUUGAGUCUGAGGCCAGAUAACGCGGACAAAAGACUUACCAGAAAAGGAUAUGAAACCGGUUGCGUAUCAGAGGAACGAAUGGCGAAAACGGAGAAAAUCCUGUCGAGACUGGAAGAAAAUCUCGAGUUGCUCAAAAGUGAAAAGCGAUCGAUUUACAAAUGGAGACAACUGUUCAAUGCCUCACAGAGUAGAAAUGCUGUUACGAAAUCUGCGUUUGAUAUACUACGUACAGUUGAAAUAAACUUGACCAUCGAUAUGCUGAUUUCUGCGCUUCCAGAUCGUUUCGGACACCUUGCAAAGGACCCGAUUAUCGCAAAAAGACUAGAGAUAGAAGCAUUAUACGCGUUAGGCAUCAAGGAGCAGCAGCAAGAGGUCAAUGAAAUUCGCAAGAACGAGCAGAUGAUCAUACCACCAAACAUAGACUACAGCUUACCUCGAUUAAACUUGUCUACAGAGGAAAGAGAAAAACUAUCAGCAUUGCAACCAUGUACGAUUGCAGCAGCUAGUCGAAUAUCAGGCGUAACUCCCGGUGGUAUUUUACGCCUGAUAUAUUAUUUAAAAUCAACUGUAAUGAGCGGCGCAUGAGCCAUGAUUGAUCUGAAUAAACAAUUUACUCAAUCGUA
Megachile rotundata (alfalfa leafcutting bee) is the source of this 2281-nucleotide messenger RNA. RefSeq names its product 5-taurinomethyluridine-[tRNA] synthase subunit MTO1, mitochondrial. Gene Ontology annotation, molecular function: flavin adenine dinucleotide binding. Lineage: Eukaryota; Metazoa; Arthropoda; Insecta; Hymenoptera; Megachilidae. Gene Ontology annotation, biological process: tRNA wobble uridine modification; tRNA methylation. The record is from RefSeq and is a predicted model, not a curated record. Gene Ontology annotation, cellular component: cytosol.